AUGAUGGAUUCUCUUGAAGAGAAAUGGAAGGGACUCAAACUCUUGGAAGAGGAGAGAGUGGGUACUGAGCUCGAGGAAGACUCUUCGACCGAAUUAAUCUAUAAAGAACAGAGAACUGUGUUGGAAAAAAUCUAUGCAUCGAGACUAAUCAGUAAUGAGGUGUCAAUGACAAAAGUCUGGAGGAUCAUCAAGGCUAUGAAGUUUACAGAGGUAAGCCCGAAUGUUUUUGCUAUUGUUUUUGAGAAUGUUGCUGACAAAGUGAGAGUAUGGGAAGGGAGGCCCUGGUUGUUUGAAAAUCAAGUCUUAGUGCUGAAGGAAUUUGAGGGAUACAAACCUUUACAUAGAGUGAACUUUGAUACCGAAUGUUUUUGGGUAAGAAUCCAUAACUUGCCUAUCUCCCAUAACUUGCCUAUCUCUUGUAUGACCAAAGUUAGGGAUGAACAAAUUAGGGGUACGGUGGGCAAGGUAGAGAGGGUAGAUGUUCAAGAAGAUGGAAGUGGCUGGGGAAACUUUUUGUGGGCUCAAGUUCUCUUGGAUCUGACUAAACCUAUUGCAAGGGGGAGAACUCUAACAGUGAGAGGGAUUAGUUUCUGGGUUCCCUUAAGUUAUGAGAAGUUUCCAAAAAUAUGUUUUUCAUGUGGAUGCAUGGUCCAUGGAGUGAAUGGGUGUUGUGGAGAUCAAGGGAACAAUGAGGGGAAGGAAAAGCAAUACGGUUCUUGGCUGAGGGCAAAGCAGAUUCCUAGAUAA
Molecule: messenger RNA, 747 nt
Organism: Juglans regia (Persian walnut)
Lineage: Eukaryota; Viridiplantae; Streptophyta; Magnoliopsida; Fagales; Juglandaceae
Exons: 1
Coding region: 1-747 (248 amino acids)
Source: RefSeq, a predicted model, not a curated record